Colletotrichum siamense is the source of this 1587-nucleotide messenger RNA. Its product is annotated as Delta-1-pyrroline-5-carboxylate dehydrogenase. The coding region runs from base 1 to 1587 and encodes 528 amino acids. The transcript is spliced from 5 exons. NCBI's taxonomy places the organism in Eukaryota, Fungi, Ascomycota, Sordariomycetes, Glomerellales, Glomerellaceae. Gene Ontology annotation, cellular component: mitochondrial matrix. Gene Ontology annotation, molecular function: L-glutamate gamma-semialdehyde dehydrogenase (NAD+) activity. The record is from RefSeq and is a predicted model, not a curated record.
AUGAGCCCAAUCAAGGGAUCGGUAGAACGCCAGAGGCUUCAGGAUACCAUCACACGACUCAAGAGCGAGCUCCCUAUCAAAGUGCCAUCUCAGGUCUCUCAAAUAAAGGAUGCAAUCAUCGCCAAGCAACAUAUUCCCAGCGACCACUCUACCGUUCUGGCAGAGUACCCGCAAACGACCCCUGAACAAGUCCAAGAAGCCAUAACGAGAGCAUUGGAAGCCAAAACUGCUUGGGAAAACACAUCCUUCACGAACCGUGCUGCUAUUUUCCUCCGCGCAGCCGAGCUCAUUGCUGGCAAAUACCGGGAGAGUAUUAUGGCCGCUACGAUGCUUGGACAAGGCAAGAACAUUUGGCAAGCGGAGAUUGACUCAGCAGCUGAAUCAGUUGACUUUCUACGUUUCAACGUGCACUACGCCGCUGAGCUGUACAAGCAACAAAACAUCCUGAAUGAUGCCGGGGUCUGGAACCGAACCGAGUACCGCCCCCUCGAAGGCUUCGUCUACGCAAUCAGCCCCUUUAACUUCACCGCAAUCGGCGCAAACCUGACCGUUGCGCCCGCAAUCAUGGGCAACGUCGUUCUCUGGAAGCCCUCAGACUACGCCUUCUACUCCAGCCACCUCCUCCACAAGAUUCUUCUCGAGGCAGGCCUUCCUCCCAACGUCAUCCAGCUCAUCCCAGGUGAAGCCGAGCCCAUCACCUCUUCCAUCCUCCACCACCCCAAGUUCGCGGCCCUCCACUUCACUGGAUCCACCGAUGUGUUCCGCCAGCUGUACGGUAAGAUCGGACAGGCCGUGGCAGAGGGUCGGUAUGAGAGCUACCCCCGCAUUGUCGGCGAGACGGGCGGCAAGAACUUCCACCUUGUCCAUGGUAGUGCUGAUGUGCGCAACGCUGUGGUUAACACUAUCCGUGGCGCUUUUGAAUAUCAGGGGCAAAAGUGCUCGGCUACUUCUCGUCUGUAUGUGGCCGAGUCGGUCUGGCCUGAAUUCAAGAAGACGCUUCUGGAAGAGACUGGCAAGCUCAAGGUUGGCUCGCCUGAGCAGGUCGACAACUUCAUCGGACCCGUCAUCCACGAGAGGUCGUGGGAUAAGCUGAAGGCGGUCAUCGACAAGGCCAAGAAAGAUCCUGAAGUUGAGCUCUUGGCAGGAGGUAACGCGGACAAGAGCAAAGGCUGGUUCGUCUCGCCGACCAUCUUCCAAACCACCAACCCGACAAACGAGCUGAUGAAGACGGAAUUCUUCGGCCCGAUCCUGUCUGUCUACGUCUACCCCGAUGAGAAGUACGAGGAGCUGCUUCCUGUGAUUGACUCGACCACACAGUUCGGCCUGACCGGUGCCGUGUUUGCUCGCGAUACAAAGGCGAUUGAGGCCGCCGAGAACGGUCUCCGCCAUUCUGCUGGCAACUUUUACAUCAACAGCAAGAGCAGCGGUGCCGUUGUUGGUCAUCAGCCCUUUGGUGGUGGCCGGGCUAGCGGCACCAAUGACAAGGCGACCAGCACUACCCUUUUGGCACGCUUCACCAGCAUCAGGAGUCUGAAGGAGGAUUUUGUAGGUGCUGAUACUGUUCUAUAUCCCUCGAAUGAGGUUUGA